AAAUUCCGAUUUCUGUAUUUCUCGAUUUUAUUUCUGUUUAUUUACAGCCCUGAACGAGCAGCUUCUCAUCGGUAACACUUCUGUAUUCAAGAACUUAUAUAUAAUUAUUAAUUACUGUGUGCUGUGGGCUUUCGUGCUGGCCGCYGCCAAGUGGCUCGUGCGGCCCAAGGAGAAGAGCGUGGCGGGGCAGGUGUGCCUCAUCACGGGCGCGGGCAGCGGCCUGGGCCGCCUCUUCGCCCUCGAGUUCGCCCGCCGCCGCGCGCUCCUCGUGCUCUGGGACAUCAACACGCGCAGCAACGAGGAGACGGCGGGCAUGGUGCGGCACAUCUACCGGCAGCUCGACGAGGCCGCGGCCGCGCCGCGAGCUGGGGAGGACGGGGAGAAGGAGGCGGCGCCGCAGGGCAGCUUGCAGGUCUACACGUACACCUGCGACGUGGGCAAGCGGGAGAACGUCUACACGACGGCCGAGCGCGUGCGCAAGGAGGUCGGCGAGGUCUCCGUGCUGGUGAACAACGCCGGCGUGGUCUCCGGCCACCACCUCCUCGAGUGCCCCGACGAGCUCAUCGAGAGGACCAUGAUGGUCAACUGCCACGCGCACUUCUGGACCACUAAAGCAUUUCUCCCCAAGAUGCUGGAAAUGAAUCAUGGACACAUCGUAACAGUUGCAAGUUCCCUGGGAUUGUUCAGUACUGCUGGAGUAGAGGAUUAUUGUGCCAGCAAAUUUGGAGCUGUAGGUUUCCAUGAAUCCUUGAGCCAUGAAUUGAAAGCUGCUGAAAAAGAUGGAAUCAAGACAACUUUAGUCUGUCCUUAUCUAGUAGAUACAGGAAUGUUCAGAGGCUGCAGGAUCAGAAAAGAAAUAGAGCCUUUCCUUCCACCUCUGAAGCCAGAGUACUGUGUGAAGCAGGCGAUGAGAGCAAUCCUCACAGACCAGCCGAUGAUCUGCACGCCUCGCCUCAUGUACAUGGUGACCUUCAUGAAGAGUAUUCUGCCAUUUGAAGCUGUGGUAUGCAUGUAUCGGUUUCUGGGAGCAGACAAGUGUAUGUACCCCUUCAUUGCCCAAAGGAAGCAGGCUACGAACAACAACGAAGCCAAAAAUGGAAUUUAACCCUGGUUUGGAUGGACUCACGCUGAUAGGGGGAACACGAUGAUGUUACGUGACUGAAUUGUGAAGUGCACUUGCAUCUAAUGGAUGCAAAUGUCACCCUCUUACUGUGGCAUUCGCUUGGAUCUUAAACCUGUGUAUCGAACUCUUAAAAAAAUCAUUUUUUUUUAUAUACUGUAAAUAAAACUGACUAGAGUACUUGGAGAAUGUGCUAGGUAAGCAGAGUGGAUUCAUGCUGUAGUGCCACCGUUGUCCUUUAGAAUAUGACUGUAUGUAUAGGAAGCUGCUCGUAGGGAUGCGCCGCGUGGUGUSUCCUGCUCAGCCUGCCCCGGAUGGAGGAGGUGUCUGCAACCACCAAGCACCGUGUUGCAGAAGCCAUUCCCUUUCCCUACGGAAUUGGGAAGCGGGGAGGGAGGGAAAUCGGGAUGCAGGCUACUGCUCGUGGCCUUUCAGCAAAUUCAAGGACAGAUUAGGAAUGCAUCUCUUAGCUCGGUAAGCCAAGCUCUAAAGGACACGUGGCCAAAUUGUGGUGUCAUUCUCUUCUGUAGCAAUUGUGUGUGCUCUAUUUAAACAGAGAUAAAAGGAAAAUUGUAAAUCUCUGCCAAUUCAAAGGCAAGCGAACGUCUCCGAGCAAAGUUGUGCUGGGCAUCUGGUUUUCUGGGAAUGCAGUCAGUGAUUUAAACUGACCUGUUUCCAAGUCGCUUGAUUAGAAGUAUGCUCUGUUCUGUUCCCCUCUCUGCUCGUCAGCCCUCUCUGCCCUCACGGGCUGCGUUUUGUUUCUUCCUCCCUAUUCCCGCUUCCGACAGUUCCCCCCCACCCCCCGAGGAAGCUGUUGCAUUAAAUGUCUGUAGCUGGACUUGUGCCUAAAAGACAGAGCAGCUCAGCUGAGAUGCAAACUUUUCUGUAAGUGCUUGGUCCUAUGCCAACAUUUAGCAAAGGAGAAAUAAAACAAGGCCUGAUGCAACUUUACAUGUGGAAUAUUGGAAGGGUGUAAAGACUUUCUGUUGAGUUCUACUUGCGUUGUAGAACAGCAAAUAACGUUUUUUUACAGUAUUUUUUGUAAAGCGAACAACUUUGUGCCUUGAAUUUGGUAACCUGUAUUAGUGAAACAUUGUAAAGGUGAACUU
Molecule: messenger RNA, 2229 nt
Organism: Nothoprocta perdicaria
Lineage: Eukaryota; Metazoa; Chordata; Aves; Tinamiformes; Tinamidae
Gene: RDH10
Product: retinol dehydrogenase 10
Exons: 7
Coding region: 314-1105 (263 amino acids)
Cellular component (GO): lipid droplet
Molecular function (GO): oxidoreductase activity, acting on the CH-OH group of donors, NAD or NADP as acceptor
Source: RefSeq, a predicted model, not a curated record